Messenger RNA from Hordeum vulgare subsp. vulgare (domesticated barley), 1651 nucleotides. Its product is annotated as VAN3-binding protein-like. The coding region runs from base 194 to 1408 and encodes 404 amino acids. The record is from RefSeq and is a predicted model, not a curated record. Gene Ontology annotation, biological process: phloem or xylem histogenesis; auxin-activated signaling pathway; leaf vascular tissue pattern formation. The transcript is spliced from 6 exons. NCBI's taxonomy places the organism in Eukaryota, Viridiplantae, Streptophyta, Magnoliopsida, Poales, Poaceae.
CUUCACGCGCAUGCAUCACCAUCACCAUCACCAUCACCAUACAUUGCAGCUAGCACGCGAACCUUGCUGCUCACCCUGUGCUCUGAUCUCCCUCCUUCCAUAUAACCCUGCUACUGGCUAGCCUACCGCUGGUGGACAACAAGGACAGUCACACACUCACACUCUGCUGCUGCUUGGUUGCCCUAGCUUCACCAUGGACAUGGACAGAGUUUGCAAGAGACGAGCGGGCUUGCCUCCUCCUGCUCUCCUUCUCGCCCUUCAUGGCAUGGAUGAGCAGAUGCCUGCGUCAUCGACGGUGCCUCCGCCGCAGACACCCAUGGAGCCCAUGGAGUACCUGUCCAGGUCCUGGAGCGUGUCCGCCAACGAGAUAUCCAAGGCCCUGCUGCUCAAAGGGGGCACCAAGCGGAGCUUCUUCUUCGCCCCCGUCGACAGCCCUCCUCCGCCACGCACAGAGAUGGAGGUCGACACCUCCUACGAGCUCGUCACUGUCCCUGCCCCCGCCGCUUCCGUUGAGCAUAUCCAGCACCGACAACAUCUGGAUGCAACAGGGAGAAGCUCCAUCAGCUGCCACCGCCACUCCAACUCGGUAACCAGAUGGUACUUCCAGCACAAGGAGACCACCAAGAAUGGCAGAAAGGAGAAGGCGCGCGCCGACCUGGCCCAGGCGCACGCCAUGGUCUCCGUGGCCAAGGUGUCCGCCGCGGUUGCCGCCAUCACUGCGGCCACCAGCCGGGACAACCAGGACUCCAAAAUAGCUGCAGCCAUGGCGUCCGCCACCAAGCUGCUGGCUUCGCACUGCGCUGAGGCAGCCCAGCUUGCAGGGGCUGGUCAUGAAACGGUGUCCUCGGCUGUCCGGUCUGCGGUCAGUGUCACGGGUCCGGGUGAUCUGAUGACACUCACAGCCGCCGCGGCGACCGCUUUGAGAGGAGCUGCGGCGCUGAAGAAGAGGGUCCAGCCAGAGACGAGAAGCAAUGCCAGCGUCAUUCCUUAUGAGAAGGCUCCUUUGUCCUGGAGUCCUGAUAUCUGGUGCAAGGAAGGCAAGCUGCUAAAACGCACAAGAAAAGGGGAUUUGCACAAGAGACGGGUAUCAAUCUACAUCAACAAGAGGUCACAGGUCAUAUUGAAGCUGAAGAGCAAACACAUGGGAGGUGUGCUGUCAAAAAACAAUAAAAGUGUAGUUUAUGGGGUAUAUAGUGAGCUCCCAGAGUGGACUGAGCCAGGGAAAUCUUUACCAGAGACAUGCUGCUUUGGCUUGAGUACAGUACAAGGCUUGAUUGAGUUUAAAUGUGAGAGUAGAACCAGUAAACAGAGCUGGGUUCAUGGUGUGCAGAAUCUGCUCCAGCAGGUUGAUGUAGCCGAUCAAGUAGGGCACAGGCUAGAAACGCUAAAACUCAACUGGUGCAGUUAGGGUUAGUACAUGAAUCCAAUUUUUGCAGGACAAAGGGUGCAUUAGGGCGCGUGCUUUGCACCAUCAGUGUACGCAAUAAACGUCAAAUUAUGUUCUUGGCAUGUGGUAUGUAAUAUUGCUUGAUUAUUCUCGUAACCUCAACCCAGGUUAAGAUACACCUAAUGGCUCAACGUGAAUAUAUUAAUAAAAGAAUAAUGUACUGCUAAUUUUGGAAAAGAAUACACAUCAUAAUAACCAUUAAAA